UGGGGGGUGUUUUUACAGGUCCAGCACAGAUCUACCACCUUGCAAGGAUCACAGACUUCAAGCAAUGCUCUCUGGUAGUGCUGCUGGCCCUUUAAUUAUAAGAGCAGCAGGGCCUGGUGUGCCUGUUGGCAUGCAGAGAAAGUAGGAAGUGUGCAGGGAGGAGCAUGGCAUUCAGUCAGGGAACACACCUUGGAGUGCUGGGUAAGUUCUAGAGUGUAACCACUGUUAGUGCUGCUCUGAGCCGAAUUCUCAUUGGUCAGAUAACCUGUACCACCAUUAUAGCAGUGGAUGUAUGCAGACAACAUGACAACCCCUUCUAACAGAGGUUUAAAGUGGUGAAACUGAGGAGAAAUCCCAGCUCCAAAUUCCAGUUUGGUAACGCAACAUGUUUUUCCAGUUUGGACAUAUUCCUACUUGGCUCUGCUGUUUCCUGUGCUCCUGAUUACAGACUAUGUACGCUAUAAGCCUGUCAUUAUCCUCCAGGGAAUGAGCUUUAUUAUUACAUGGUUGUUGCUUUUAUUUGCAUAUGGCGUGAUGGCCAUGCAACUGGUGGAGUUUUUCUAUGGAAUGGCAACUGCCACAGAGGUUGCCUAUUAUGCCUACAUAUACAGUGUUGUGAGUGCCGAGCAUUACCAGAAAGUCACAGGAUAUUGCAGAAGCAUCACACUGGUGGCAACCACUGUGGGCUCCUUGUUGGGGCAACUUUUAGUCUCUUUUGCCCAUGUGUCUUAUUUCUAUCUGAAUGCCAUCACAAUGGCUUCUGUCUCUGUGGCAUUUAUUGCUUCAUUUUUUCUGCCCAUGCCUCAAAAAACUAUGUUCUUUCAUAGAAAGUCUUCCUCAGAAACUUCCUGUGGACCAGCAAAUAAGCAUCCACCAAAUGCAUCAAGCCAGCCAAACGACCAACAGGACAACAUUGGAACAGCAUCGGUCAGCUUUCAAGACUUACUUGAAUGCCAGCUCUCCAAAGUACCAGAUCAGAAUAGCUUUCUGUUGGUGCUUGUGCAACUGUGUAAGGACUUGAAGGAAUGCUACACCACCAAGAAGCUCCUCUACUGGUCAAUAUGGUGGGCAUUAGCCACAGCAGGUUUUAACCAGAUUCUGAAUUAUGUCCAAGUGCUAUGGGAAGCUAAAGCACCUUCUCAUAAUUCUGAAGUGUAUAACGGAGCAGUUGAAGCACUAGCAACAUUCUUGAGUUCAAUCACAUCACUGGCUGUGGGUUACAUUAAAGUGAACUGGGAUCUAACAGGGGAGCUGGCAUUGGGAAUCUUCUCUGCACUGGAUGCUGGCACACUCUUUUUGAUGCAUUUUACCAGGGACAUCUGGGUCUGCUAUGGUGCCUAUCUCAUUUUUAAGGCUUGUUACAUGUUCCUUAUAACAAUAGCAACAUUUCAGAUUGCAGUCAACCUCAGCAUGGAACGUUAUGCCUUAAUGUUCGGAUUCAACAACUUUGUCGCACUGCUAAUUCAGACUAUUGUGACAGUUACAGUGGUGGAUUCCAAAGGUCUGGGACUUGGCAUCAAGACUCAGUUCCUAAUAUAUGGCAGCUACUUUGCAGUUAUAUCUGGAAUUUUCCUCAUCAGAAGCAUUUACACCAUUAUCUCAAUGAAAUGCCAAAAGUCUGAAAAUCUUGCUGGAAAUCCUCUAAGUACUGAGUUAAAAGAACAGAGUGAAAGUGGCUAUGCAAAAGACUGACUCUUUGCACCAUUAGUAGUUUGCCUUGAGUAGGGAUGUGCAUGAAUGGCUUAUGGGGGGGGGCGGGGGGCGGUGAGCUGUUCCCUUAAAAAGAAGGUCCUUACCUGCUCCGCCACCUUUCUUGCACAGCACUUGCCCUACCAAAGGCAUUGCGCAGCUGCAGCGCUGUUCCCUGCAACCUAUGUGCGAUGUCAGCAGGCACAUGGUGGCGCGCAUGUGUGCCAAGGCUGAAUACAGGCUGCAGGGAACAGCACCGCAGCUGCACUCAGCCUUUGGUAGAGCAAGCACUGUGCCCGGAAAAGUGGCAGGGCAGCAGUGGAGCAGCUAAGGACUGCUUUUAAGGGAACUCAGAGGUAGGAGCGAAACCACUGUAAGACAGUCUGAAAAGGUUUUUCUAAUAAAAUAAAAAUCCAGCACACUUUUAAUAUCAUCAAAUUCUGCAUAUUUCUUUAGCAUCACAGUACAAUACUGAUUACAAUAAUGCAUCCAUGCAUCUCUACAGGGUACAGUAUUUACUGAAAGUUUUCCUAAAAGACUUGAUUUCCCAACCUAGGAUUCAAAAUGAUACAUGUUUCUGGCAUGCUAAGGGACACUUUUAAUGUUCUGACUGUAGGGGGCAGGAUGGAGCUAGCUUUAAAUUCCAGAGGGACUACUGUUUGAACUGGUCCAUGGACCUGUGGGAAAAUGAUUCCUUUCUCAGACACUUCUUGGGGAAAUUGAAUUGAGGCUGUCAGGCUAACACAGGCCAGGGAGAUGAAAUGAAAUCCAAAAGUUUAACUCCAAAAAAACCUUUGUUUCAGGGUGGUUAUGCUGUGGGUCACCUGAGCUGUCUAGAAGGAUAUAGACACUGUUUAGUGCUAGACAACUGGUCAUGUGUAUUAAAUAUUUCUUUUCUAACAUGUUUCUGAUGGGUUUUCCUUAAUAAACAUCGUUAUUCAAGAUGCA
Messenger RNA from Hemicordylus capensis (graceful crag lizard), 2637 nucleotides. RefSeq names its product solute carrier family 19 member 3 (gene SLC19A3). Bases 487 to 1692 code for a protein of 401 amino acids. Lineage: Eukaryota; Metazoa; Chordata; Lepidosauria; Squamata; Cordylidae. Gene Ontology annotation, biological process: transmembrane transport; vitamin transport. Gene Ontology annotation, molecular function: thiamine transmembrane transporter activity. The transcript is spliced from 5 exons. Gene Ontology annotation, cellular component: plasma membrane. The record is from RefSeq and is a predicted model, not a curated record.